This is a messenger RNA of Mustela lutreola (European mink), 1582 nucleotides long. RefSeq lists its product as uncharacterized. The coding region runs from base 493 to 1221 and encodes 242 amino acids. The transcript has 3 exons. Gene Ontology annotation, molecular function: structural molecule activity. The record is from RefSeq and is a predicted model, not a curated record. NCBI's taxonomy places the organism in Eukaryota, Metazoa, Chordata, Mammalia, Carnivora, Mustelidae.
UUGCCGCUUCUUCUUCCUCCUCCUCCAGUUCCGAGAUGGUGUCGAACUCCGCCAUGUUGGGCAGCAGGAUGCUCAUCACGUGACCUCUCGAUCGCCGCCACCCUCACGGAGCAGAGUUUGAAUCUGCAGAGGUGCUGUAAGAGGGAAGAAGGCCAUGGACGGGGUGGAGGGAGCAUUCCAACCUAAGGAAAUAUUAAUUAAUAUUGUCCAUCUUCCAGACACUGAGCUAAUCUCUUUCAUGUACAGUAUCUUUUAACCCUUAAAAAAUCCUAUAAGGAUGCCCAAGUGCCUAUCUGGGUCCCGGAGCAACUGAUUAGAAGAAUCGAACAACAUGGCCCACCCCGUCCUGAUGCUCAGCCUGAUAGCGAUCCUGGCGACACCAGCAUCCCUUCAACAGAUGCACCAAUGGGCAAUAGUGAAAGCCUGGCCGUUCCCCAUGCCACUGAUGAAUGAGUCCGCCAUCCUCCCUCCUGUAUACCUACUUUCAUUCCCAUGCUCAUUUCUGUAAAUCCUAAUGAUUUGCCUGUAUUGCUCUCAAGACAUAAAAGAGACUUUGGGAUCACUGCAGCCAUUAUUGCGGCUGUAGCGGCCUCCGCAGCUGCAGCAACUGCAGCAGCUGUAGCUCUCACCACGUCUGUACAGACUGCCUCCACUCUUAAUAACCUAACUACUGGAGUUGCAGAAGCCCUCGCCACACAAGAACUAAUUAAUGGCCACCUUCAAGCCGGUAUUAUGAUCGUCAAUCAGCGAGUAGAUCUAAUCCAGGAACAAGUGGACAUUCUCCAGAAACUAUUGACGACUGGAUGCAUCCAAUCACUUUCUGGACUUUGCAUAACUUCCGUGGGCUAUAAUGACCUUUCUAUUGCCACUAAUCUGUCGGAAGAGUUAAGCAGACACCUAAAUGGGACAUGGUCCAAUCAAUAUUAUAAUUUGACAAGAUUGUUAAGACAACAAAUAUUCACUAUUAAUGCAACUAAGAUUGACAUAGCUCCAUUACGGGAUUGGGUAUCUGUUGUAAACCAAACACUCUCGUUUGCUAAAGAGUGGGCCGGUAUGGGUGCACUAUUAAUUGGACUACUCCUGAGCUUGAUCCUUAUGUUCCGCUGUUUUGCAUCAUUACGUAAACAACAACGUAGACAACAGUUGGCGCUAGUACAAGCUUGCAUGGCACUGGAAGCUGGUACAUUUCCCCAAAUCUGGCUGGCAGCGCUAGAUCGGUAGUCAAUGACGGGUAAGAUUGGCUGCAUGCACAUAGCAACCUAAGCCAGGAGUUCUCCAACCAGGAGGAAUUAUCCGAUGAUGGGUAAGCAUGUUCAUGGCAGCUGACAACCUAAGACAGGCACGAUCUCCUGCCUUGCAUGCCUAAUAUAAAAGAAAAGGGAGAUGUCGGUGCCCAAAAGUAAACACGCCAUUAAGAUGGCGGCUGGAUGCGAGCCAGUAGGCGGAGCUGAGGAUUAAGGAAGUAGUCCAAAAUGCCUCUUGUAUCUAUGUGGCUGCAAGUGAUUGGUUGUACAACUUUGGUAUAUAUACACAUGCGCGGGCUGUGAAGGGGAGAUCCCAACAGCUACCCAGAAAUAAAGCU